Mytilus trossulus (common blue mussel) is the source of this 2601-nucleotide messenger RNA. Its product is annotated as calbindin-32-like. The transcript has 12 exons. Lineage: Eukaryota; Metazoa; Mollusca; Bivalvia; Mytilida; Mytilidae. The record is from RefSeq and is a predicted model, not a curated record. Gene Ontology annotation, biological process: regulation of presynaptic cytosolic calcium ion concentration; regulation of long-term synaptic potentiation. Gene Ontology annotation, cellular component: dendrite; terminal bouton; synapse. Gene Ontology annotation, molecular function: calcium ion binding. The coding region runs from base 491 to 1465 and encodes 324 amino acids.
GGUAGCAGAAAAAACGUGUCGUACUGAACAUGACAUUUUUAUCAAUAUCGAGAAAUUGUCUGAUAUCAUUUCGAAAAUAUGCAAGUGUAUAGAACGGUUUAAUUGUAUUUUAACAGGUGUUUCUAUUAGCUCAAUACAUUUGUAAUUUAGCUGUGUCACACCUGAGAAAUAAUUUCUGGAAUUAUUGGAAAGCGUACUAAGACGACAAUCCACUGUGAAAACGACAUCGAAUUACGAAAAGUAACAUAAGACGUCUUGAGAUUAAUGACAACGUGUAAUUUCCACUAUCGCUUUUCAUCGACCCACAAUAUCAUUGUUAGUUGACAAUAAAAAUAUUGGGAAAAGUUUGUGGUGUUGCCGCGCCGGAAGUUACUUAUGUUGCAAUUUUUAAUGACACCUGUUACUCAAAUAGCAAUCUUCAAACGCAUGCGUCAAAUAUUCUGAGGAAUCAACCAGUGACUUUUACAAAAGUGUGACAGAACAUCAAAACAUGGCUGAUGCAAACAAAAAGUCAACAAACUUUCUUAGGCAAUUUAGAGAUUUGAAAACUAGGGAAUUUAAUCAAAUUACAGCCGCACAGUUUAUGGAUGUUUGGAACCAUUAUGAUGAUGAUGGAAAUGGUUACAUAGAAGGAAAAGAACUUGAUGGGUUCCUCGUAGAACUUGUUACAAGUAUUAACAAUGAAGAUGUCGGUCCUGAGGUCUUAUCACCCACUGCCUUAGAAGAUGCAAAACAAUUAGUACUCAAUGCCUUUGAUGAAAAUUCGGAUGGAAGAAUAGAUAUUGCUGAGUUGGCUCAGAUUUUACCUACAGAAGAAACUUUUUUGCUGCUAUUUAGAAGAGACAAUCCACUCGACUCAAGUGUUGAGUUUAUGAAGGUAUGGAAAGAGUAUGAUAAAGACAGGAGUGGAUAUAUAGAAGCUGACGAGUUGAAGACAUUUCUGUAUGAUCUUUUGAAAAGAUGUAAACGACAAGCUGACGUCAGCGAAGAACAAAUGAUAACAUAUACAGAUACUGUGCUUCAACUUUUUGACAGAAAUAAAGACGGCAAAUUGCAGCUUAGCGAAAUGGCGAAGUUACUGCCUGUAAAAGAAAAUUUCCUUUGUCGUCCAGUUUUCAAGAAAAUUCUGUGUAAACUUGUGAACAAAAAGCCAUUACGUCCCCAUACACCUAACGCCAAUAGGUUAACGACCGAUGACAUAGAUCGUGUGUUUUCUUUAUAUGAUCGUGAUAAUAAUGGUAACAUUGAAGACGAAGAACUGUGUGGGUUCCUGAAAGAUCUUAUGGAAUUAGUAGAAGAAGAUUAUGACGAAGAGGAUCUACUUGAAUGCAAAGAGAUACUGCUGGAAAAAUGUGAUUUAAAUCACGAUGGUAAGAUCAACAAAAAAGAAUUGGCAAUGGUUUUGAUGUCAUAUAACCGGAACCCAACCUCUGACGAACCGGAUCUCAAUGAAGAGUCAGGAUAAAGAUAUUAUUUUUGUUUAAUAUGUUUGCUUAUUGUUCUUUCUUUUAUGUUUAAAAAUAUUUUUAUUAUUGUCAAAUUGUUCAGGCUGGCAAGAUGAAUGUUACGAUUUGAAACUCAUGUUGAUCAAAAGAAGAAAUGAAAAGAAAUACUAUACUUAAAAUACAAUAUAGUUAUAGAAUGAAGUAUAAUUUUUUUAUGGUUAUAUAUCAAUCUGACCAGAUUAAAAACAAUGCUUUAAUUAAACUUUUAUUAGAUUCUUUAUAUUGAUAAUAUAUUUUUUCAAUAAACAUUGGCGUGUUAAAUCCAACUAAAAAGAAAAAGCCAGGUAUUGAGGCAUGCAUAUCAGAAUUGCUUUAAAGAUUGAUUGGGACGAUAAAUUUUUAAUCAUCUGCAUAAUGCAUACUAUAUUCGUGUAUCUUUUUAUGUUUAUAACAAUAAUCAUAAUGACAUUAAGAGAACAAAGAGGCUGGUCCUUGCUUAUUGAAUCAUUGGAUUCAUUAAAUCAUCACACGUUUUGAAUGAUGGGAACUUGACACUGUGUAUAAGUAAACAACAUUACCUUGAUUUUUUUUUUUUAGAUUUUUUUAUAAUCAAAAUUGGUAUCUGUAGAUUUAUUAGUUUGGUUUUGACAUAUUACUAAUUGGUGUUUUUUAUGGCUACAUAUUUUUCGAGAAAUUUCAAUCAUCCAUCUGAUUUGUAGGACGUACAUUAAUUGAAAAGCUAAUUUUUACUUUUGUUGUUCUUAUAUGUAACUGCAUUUUUUAAUUGAAAAUUUUAUUCUCAUGGUAAAUUGAUAUAUGUUCUAUUCUUAAUUGAUAUUUUUACUUAAAAUGCAAAGAAAGACAAAAUUAUGUUGCUGUUUAUGUAUCAACAGCGACCCAAGAGAGAUAACUCUACAUUUACAAAUUGAUAUUUAAAAGUACAUUUAUUUAUAAUAUCAUUACAGAACGUGUUGUACUAUGUUGUUAGACUUUAAAUUGGAUUUUGAAUUGUGCUUGCUUGUAAUGUAUGUAUACCUUUAAAAAUAAUGCACUUUAAUUCAACGAAUGAAAAACGGUGCAGAUUUGGAAGUUUUUUUUCGAAAUGUGUUGUCAAAUUUUAAAUGAUGCUCAUGAAAAUAAAUCUUUUUGCAAGCUA